This is a messenger RNA of Rhododendron vialii, 2709 nucleotides long. RefSeq lists its product as uncharacterized. The transcript has 6 exons. Lineage: Eukaryota; Viridiplantae; Streptophyta; Magnoliopsida; Ericales; Ericaceae. The record is from RefSeq and is a predicted model, not a curated record. Gene Ontology annotation, biological process: nucleoside metabolic process. Gene Ontology annotation, molecular function: catalytic activity. The coding region runs from base 435 to 1316 and encodes 293 amino acids.
AGAGAGAGAGAGAGGGGAGAAGGAGGAGGUCGACACCCACCACCGCCGGCCUCACCCCCAACCCUUCGCCCAUUACCCCCAUAUCCACAACCACGUCACCGCCCGUCUCCACUACCACAUCCACCGUCGGUCCACCCGCCUCUUCUCCUCCUACCUCUGCUUCCACCUCCACCAAAAUCCUAACACCCGCCGCACCGACUCAACCGACAGCGGCAUAACCCUCCCCCGCAUGAUGACACCAAGGACGACCAAAACGCCAUCGUCGGCCUCAACCCCACGUCACCACCACCGGAUUCACCUCUGGCGACCAACCCUUCGCCAAAAUUGACGCACCACCACCGACAACAAUCCACUGCCAAGAAACUCAACGCCAGAUCAAUCAGGCUAAUAAGAACGGCCCAUAUUUAGGGUUGGUAAUUCCAAACCUAUUUGAGAUGAACCCACUUCUUCAAUCUCCCAACUUCACAGCUAGUGACCUCAAAAUAGAUUUUGCAGGAAGGAGAUUUCGAUUUGGAACAAUCCACAAAAAGCAAGUCAUAUUGGUCAUGACUGGAUUGGGCAUGAUAAAUGCAGGUAUAACUACACAGUUAUUGUUGAGUUUAUUCAAGAUUGAGGGAAUAGUGCAUUAUGGAAUAGCUGGAAACGCAAACCCAUCUCUAAAUAUUGGCGAUGUCACCAUACCUCAGUAUUGGUCUCACACUGGUCUUUGGAAUUGGCAGAGGUAUGGAGAUGGCCCUGAAGAUGAACUGGCCCUUGAAGAGAAUGGAGACUACACGAGACAAAUUGGUUACUUAAAGUUUGCAAACUAUGCUCCGAACGUGACUGGAUGCAGCUCACAUCACAAUUUCCUGAACAAUGUUUGGUACCAACCCGAGGAAGUAUUCCCAGUGGAUGGGAUUCCAGAGGAAAGGGAACAUGCCUUUUGGCUCCCAGUUGAUGCCCAUUACUUUAAAAUUUCCAAAAAGCUACAGGGGUUGAAACUACAAGGCUGCCUAAACUCAACAACAUGUCUGAGUAAGACACCAAAAGUGACUACAGUUCUAAGGGGUACUAGUGCUAGCAUUUACCUAGACAAUGCUGCAUACAGGGGCUUCAUAUAUCGUAAAUUCAAUAUAAGCCCAGUCGAUAUGGAAAGUGCAGCUGUGGCACUCAUUUGCCUUCAACAAAGGCUACCUUUCAUCACUAUUAGGGCUCUCUCUGACUUGGCUGGCGGCGGUUCUGCCCAGUCCAACGAGGCUUCCACUUUUACUUCUCUCGCCGCCAAUAACUCUGUUACCGUUGUGGUGGAGUUCAUCAACAACUUAAUUAUAAGAUAACAUCAUUAAUUUCAUGAUUCUCAAGCCAGUUUGGUUUCCAUGCAUCAUUGUGUAUAUUUAUGUACUAUAAUUGUCCUUUUACAAUAAGUAAGCGGCUCAACAGCUAACGAGCUGUGCGAUUUGUUUAUCACUUAUUUUUAAAUAAUAAAUAAGUGAAUCAAAAGACCCCUUAAUUUCUAGAGUCUGUUGAUUAUUUCUAUCAUGCUUGGAUUGAUAUGAGUAGAGAUCCUUUUGGAUUCAUUUCUUUUGUGUUUGUGUUCCACCAUUCUUUUUCCCAACUUGUUCUCCCGGGUAACAUACAAUAAUAUUGUCUGAGUUAAUGAUUAUGAUUUUUCUUAAGUUAUGAGACAUUCAGGAAAAAAAAAAAAACUAGUAGCAAACUUUUACCAACUUAAUGUUGUUUGUUGGAAGCCAUGGUAAACUUGAUUCACAAAGUUGGUCAGAACAACUGGUGAGGCUAUUGAAUGCAUUGGUUAGAGAGUUUUGUAGGUUGAUUAUUGAGGGAGACUAGGUAGGCACAAGUUUGUUGACAAAUUAAGCCAAUGUGUAAUUGUCUAAUAUCUAGCUUAUUUAUAUGUACUAGGUGCGUGCCAACGUGCACAGCACGUUAAUCAUGCCCGUUUUGUGGAUGGGUUUGUUUUUCUGUUGAAAUUUUGGAUGUUGUUGACGAUAGUGAAGCUUAUAUGAAUAUAUUUGGUGAAGCGUCUGAAUAGAAGUAGUUACUUGUAGUAGUUAUGAUUUUGAUAAGUCUUUGUGUUGAACAAAAGAGUUGAGGUUGUUUGGUUUCUUGGAUCUUGGCUACAGGGGUUUUUAUAUAAUUGCCAAAGGGCUAGACAAAGCAAAAGGCAGAGUUUGUUCUACUUAGAUAAAGCAAAAGUGCUUGGUCUGUGAUUUCUUGAUGCCAAAAGGUUAUGAAGUGUUGGAGCUGGUGGAAAGUGAUCAUUUGUCUGUGCUGGGGCUGCUUGGAGUUUCUUCAGCUGUUGCGGAGGUGUCUGUUGCAAUGUUGUUUGCUGGGUUGGAGGCUGAGCUGGUUGAAGUGUGGUCUGCCUUUUUGCUUCUUUUAUUUGGAGUGUUUGGUGGUAGAGCAAGGAGUGCUUCUAAACGAUCUGCUGCUUCUGUGCUGUUGUCAAGAGAGAUGGCAUGGACAGUGAAUUUUUAUUGACUGAUUCCGGCAUAUUUGUGCAUGUAUGCUUUCAAUGUGGCGAGGCAUUUUUUUGGUUCAGCUAGCAUAUGAAGCACUGGGAGGGUGAGUUGUCCCUGUAUUUAGUUGGUGGUUAGAUAAUUUUGUAAUGUGAAGUAGUUGAGUUUGUUCUUAAUGAAUGAAGGAUGUUUUUCUUACAUUGAUUGCAUCUGUUGCUGAGAUGUUAUAGAACUCUGCUGCAAUUUCUGAAAA